AUGUUGCCGAAAGGUGAUGCCGUCUCCGAACCUCAUCGCUCGUCCUCUGACGCUCAGGUCAAGCGCGAUGAAAGUCAAAAGGGAGCUUUGGGAAGCGAAGGCGAGGUCGUCCAGUCGGCUUCGGGAACUCUUGACGCAGUCUAUGGGGUCGGUGGAGUCGGCCGCACGCAGCGAAGGUUGAAGGCACGACAUGUAACAUUCAUUGGGUUUGGGGGAGGUAUCGGAACAGGUUUAUUCGUUGGUACGGGAGCGGCAUUGGGCAACGCUGGUCCCCUCGGGUUGCUUCUAUGCGGAACUUUGGAUGCUCUUACUGUAUAUGCUAAGAACGUCAGGGCUUUUGCGGUGGUUGGCGCCAUUCUGUGGUGUGUGAUGGAGUCCGUUGGCGAGCUUGCGACUCUGUUUCCGACUGCCGGCUCAUUCCCACAUUUCGCCACUCGAUUCGUUGACCCAGCACUUGGAUUUACUCUCGCCAUUUCUUAUGGAUAUUGUUACACAAUCGGAACUGCCUCCGAAGUCUCGGCCGCGGCAGUCGUGGUGUCUUAUUGGACCGACAUCACUCCUGCUCUAGUGAUAACUCUCGGUCUUGCCGCCAUUUUCGCCAUCAACAUUAUGAAUGUCCGCUUCUUCGGCGAGACUGAGGUUAUCACUGCCUCCAUCAAAAUCCUCUGUUUCCUUUGCUUGAUCGUGGUCUCCUUGGUCAUAACACUGGGCGGGGGACCAAAUCAUGACCGAAUAGGCUUCAGAUACUGGAAAAAUCCGGGUCCAUUUACCGACUACAACGGCAUCAAAGGAAGUACGGGACACUUCCUCGCUUUCUUCAGCGCCAUGAUUAACGCCAGCUAUUCAUUUAUCGGUGUUGAGACAGCAGUCGUCGCUGCUGCCGAGACGCUUAACCCUCACAAAGCGAUUCCUAAAGCUACCAAGCGAGUCACAUAUCGGAUCAUGUUCUUCUACAUCCUGGGCUCCCUCCUUAUAGGAUUAAUCAUUCCGUCCGACGACCCGAACUUGCUCAGUGGAUCUGGAAACGCCAACUCCUCACCUUGGGUCCUAGCUGUCAAGAAUGCAGGUAUCGGAGUCCUUCCCCAUAUUAUCAACGCAUGUAUACUUGUCUCAGCCUGGUCCGCUGGAAAUAGUUACUGCUAUAUCGGUGCCCGUAUCCUGGUCGCGAUGGCAGUCGACAAUCAGAUGCCUCAGUUCUUCGGCAGGACAAAUCGCUGGGGUGUGCCCUAUUACGCUGUUUUGGGAUCUUUUGCUUUCGGUCCUCUCGCAUAUCUCAGUUUGGGUUCUGGCGGCGCAACACAGGCAUUUACCUGGCUCUUGACUCUCAGCACUCUGGCUGGUCUGCUGGCAUGGAUGACUCUGUGCAUUGCAUAUAUCCGGUAUCAUCACGCCUGUGUGGCUCAAGGUAUCGACCGCAACGAUUUGCCAAUGAAAGGUCGUCUCCAACCUUAUGCCGCCUGGUUCGGUGCAGUCGGUUCCGCAAUCGUCGUUCUGUUUUCCGGCUUCAGCGUAUUUUUAUCUGGAAAUUGGUCGGUGUCGGAUUUCAUUGCGAACUACAUCGGGAUUGUCAUUUAUAUCGUGCCGUUCGUAGCGUGGAAGAUUGUGAUGAAGACGAGCUUUGUUCGGUCGAAGGAGAUGGAUUUGUUCUCGGGCCGCUUCGAUUCUACUUAUGCGCCUGAAGAGCCAGUACCAACUACCUGGUGGGGGAACUGUGCCCUCAAAUCUUGGCUGUAUCGCGCAAAACUCGGCUUUGACCCAAGCACAAUCUAUAAGGGUGCCAACGACUCUACCUCAGUUCUUCAUAGCGAAGCUCUGACGUUCCAGAGUCUUCGGGAACACGAGAAAGAGCUGACGGCGUGCUUCUCGGUGGCUGCGGAUAUCGAUAUCGCCACGCUGAAGUGGGACUCGAACCCACGCCACUUUCGUGACCAGGAAAUUGUUGUUAAGGAAACCUUAACCUGGCGCCAUAACCAGCUCGGCCAUCUGUCCUUUGUUGUUGUGAUGUUGAUGAGAUUGCAAGUGGUAUUAAGUUUAGCAUCGAAAUUUUUGAGCUUACAUAAGCCAUGUGACGUGAAUGAUCCAGGCGAUCCGAUCCCGCAAUCCAAAUCCGGAUGUCGCUUAACGGAAUCGUUGUCGACGCCUUCAUAUACCGGUACUUAUGACAUGGAGCGCGAGGAACAGUGUUCGCUGUUCGCUUCAGUCACGAAGCUGCAUCCCAUAUCAGAGUCGAUCAAAGAAAGCUUGUCAAUAUAUGUGAGCCAGGACCAUGGCACUUUACCUACCAAUAGCAAAACCCCUCAGCAACAGCAGGCAUGGCAACUCCGUCUCCAUCAGGCUCUUCACAGGGCAAUCACCAGCGUCAUCCGUCGCAAAAGUGCUUCUCCGUGGCACGGAAGGAUCCCCAGGUUCUCUCCCUACCUCCCAGACCCUCUCCUCCCAUCCCCCCCAAGUCGACUUCUGUCACUCCGAUACCCAAACCCGCUAUUCCAAGCCCCUGGACAACAUUUCAUGUCCAGCCAGACUCCCAUUAAAGUCACCAACCUCGAGUUGCCACUCAAGCUCCGCCACCCCGAUGGUAGUGUCCGACGGGAAACUCCCGCUGAGCGGGAUUUGAUCCGGGAGAUUUUCCCAGCCAUGCGAAGAUGGAGAGAGAAAUUGCCCGCCAAGGUCAAUGGCUUCCCGAUCAAUUACUUCUGGAAACCAUCAGAUAUUGGCGCAGAAAUGGCUAUCAGAAGGAUCACUCCCGCUCCCGGUAUCUUGGAUGACUCCAACUACCUGGUGGGAGCAGGUCGGCUGGACUUGCGACCAGGAGUCAUGGUCGAAGGGCUAGAAAACGAUCUCACUUCCUCUUCGGGCACGACAUCCGGCAUCUGCGUUCAGUCUCUCAAAACAGGCCAGCAAUAUGUGACCUUGGCCGCAUGUAAGAACAGACCAGAACAUGCGCGAAACGGUCUAUCGCAAUCUACUGGAGAGCUCAAUCUUUAUCGUUGGCAUCCUGCUGAGGCUCAGGAAUCCUCGACACCUCACCUCGUGAGGAAAAACGCAAAAAUAAUCGCUCGUCGCGACUAUUUUCUAAUGGGGAUAGGUCUACAGUGUCCAGCCAGGCUGGAUGGAGGACCUCACUUCAGGGAACCCCUUAACGGCGGGAUUGCGUACAGCCCGGCGCCUUAG
Drepanopeziza brunnea f. sp. 'multigermtubi' MB_m1 is the source of this 3171-nucleotide messenger RNA. Lineage: Eukaryota; Fungi; Ascomycota; Leotiomycetes; Helotiales; Drepanopezizaceae. The record is from RefSeq and is a predicted model, not a curated record.